This is a messenger RNA of Penicillium atrosanguineum, 3303 nucleotides long. RefSeq names its product putative protein kinase. NCBI's taxonomy places the organism in Eukaryota, Fungi, Ascomycota, Eurotiomycetes, Eurotiales, Aspergillaceae. The transcript is spliced from 3 exons. Gene Ontology annotation, molecular function: RNA polymerase II CTD heptapeptide repeat kinase activity; cyclin-dependent protein serine/threonine kinase activity; cyclin binding. The coding region runs from base 1 to 3303 and encodes 1100 amino acids. The record is from RefSeq and is a predicted model, not a curated record. Gene Ontology annotation, biological process: transcription elongation by RNA polymerase II; protein phosphorylation; positive regulation of transcription elongation by RNA polymerase II. Gene Ontology annotation, cellular component: cyclin/CDK positive transcription elongation factor complex; nucleus.
AUGGCUGGGUCCCGAAGGAGUCCGCCGCUGAGAGACCAGUGGAACGCCGACCCAGAUCGCGAUCCCCGUGAGAGGGACAGGCGCAGAGGUCGAGGGUCGAAUCGAGAUCGAGGUCGGGCCCGUCAUCGCGAAAGAGGCCGUCAUCCAAGACCUAGCGAUCGCCAUUUUGAUUAUCCUGCACGGUCGCCACCUGCGCGCGCUUCCCGCUUUGGCUCUGAUCUAUCUCACGCCCCCGGCGAUUCUGCUCUGGAUCGACCCCCUCCGCGCGGCUCCCCUGGUCCUCCGUCAGGAUCAAACAAUAAUCGACGAUUAGACCAUCCUCGACCUUCAUCAUCAGGCGGCUGGAACGAUAAUCCGUCGGUCUUGUUGGAUAGAGACGGUCCGGCAUCUCGGCUUGACGAGUCGCCUUUUGCACCCCCGUCAAAGAGAAAGAGAACCCGCAGUCCAUCACCUCACGGCCCACGUGGCUCAUAUCCUCCUGGGCGCCCAUCCUUUGGCAAACAAGGCGAAAGACGCGACCGAAGCCCUUCGUUUAAGAACCGAGGCCGCUUUUCAGGGCGUGGUGCUCCUGGCCGUGGUGCUUCCAGGCGGAGAUCACCUCGUGGACGUGGACGAGAUCGUCGUGGGAACGAUCGCCGCCGUUCUGAUAUUCAAAGGCCGGGCAGGUCCAAGUCACCCGGACGGGAUAAAGGAUCCCAUCCAUCACCAGAUAGACGUUCUCGCUCGUUGAGCGGUGACUAUAGUGACCGAAAUUCUCGCUAUCGAUCUCGAUCUGCAUCGCGACACUCAGCUCGCUCCGCGCACUCAAGGAUGUCAACUUAUUCUUCGAAUUCACGAGGUCAGGAUGGGAUGAACUCGACUCAACCCAUCCAAUCCAUCAUGCACAGCACGGCUCGCUCUCCAUCGCCGCCUCGCCCCAUCCCAAGCUACGACUCUAGCAAUAUGAGUGGUCCUAGUGAUGGGCCCGCCCGUUUACAAGACGCUUUCCCGAUGCACGGAACACGGCCUUCAGAUGUGCACAACAAGCAGCGCCGCCAACCAUCCCGGCCACAUCUUGACCAAAGACCAUAUCCGACGUCUCCGAAUUUCGCAACGCCGACAAGCUCGCACCAUGGGUCACCACCGCCAACCUCUCCUUAUAAUGGUGGUCGAGGAGGUCGAUCUGGACAACCGCAGUUUGCUGGUUCUGGACCGUCUCCACCUUACCGACAGGAUAACUACAACUCAAAAAAUGUUCCUUCGGGGCCGCAAUACCAGAACAACCACGGACAUUUCGAUGGGCCAUUAAACCACCAGUCCCAAGGCCCGUACAAUGGACCUCCCUAUCGAGGGGGCAAUUCUGGGUUCCGAGGCAAUCAUACAAGCCAAGGCCCAGGUCGCCGGUUUUCUGCAUCCGGACCUCCUCCCUAUAACAAUGGGCUUUCACACCGCGGAGGCAGGGGCAAUUUCAACAAUUCACAAUGGACUGCAUCUGGAUCUCGUGGCCGUGGCGGACCGCAGAGCCCUCCUCCACACAGCCGUGAUUCGCAGACACCUUCGACUCGUGCUCCUUCUGCAAAUGACCCGCUUUCUCCUCGGGCACCCGACCCUGGGGCUCAAUUUGCAGUCACAAAUAGGGAUCAUCAAAGAGAAGACAUCAGGUCUCUGCCGCAGGCUGAAGAUGAUGGUCCUCAUGAUAUGGCUCCGCCUCCCCGUGAUUCGAAUAUAACUACUCCUGGGGAGAAGGGCGGGAAGUUCAGUUUUGCUUUGAAGCCGAAGACUACACCAACCCUUACUCCGAAGCCCGUUCCCGAACUAGCACAGCGAAUGGUUCGUGAACCACCCGCUCGGGCACCCGAACCGAAAAGCCCUCGUAACCGUUUAACAAACGGCCCGCUACCUAAGUUCAAUCCCGAUGCUCGGUUUGACCGACGAGAGCGGGACCGUGGACGAGACAGGAAGGGAGAUCGUGACCGUCGAGACUUUCGAAAUCAACAAGACUUUCGAGACUCGCGGGAUACACGAGACAUGCGAGAUGAUCGUCGCUUCGACCAGCGUCGUGAUAAACGGAAGAAUGACAAGAAUGUCAGGCGUCCUGAUUUUCGACAACAAGAACGUCGCAGGGAUCCCUCGCCAGAGCCGCCAAAAGAGCCGCCGAAGCAGACCAAGAUUGUCGUUCGGCCCAAGCCACGCCCAAUGAUGGCCAAGGAGUUUGCUGAUGCCGACUCAGUUUACUACCGGAAGCCGGGCAAUGAGUCUGUUAUCGGAGCUGGCACCUACGGCAAAGUCUUCAAGGGAAUUCAUGUCUUUACUCAGCGCAAGGUUGCCCUGAAGAAGAUUCGAAUGGAAGGCGAAAAGGAUGGAUUCCCGGUCACAGCAGUGCGGGAAAUCAAGCUGCUGCAAAACCUUCGGAGCCACAACGUGGUUAGCUUGUUGGAGGUCAUGGUUGAACGGAACGAGUGCUUCAUGGUCUUCGAAUAUCUUUCCCACGACUUGACUGGACUAAUCAAUCACCCUACAUUCUCCCUCACCCUCGCACACAAGAAGGAUUUGGCCAAGCAGAUGUUUGAAGGGUUGAAUUACCUCCACCACCGUGGCGUCCUCCACAGAGACAUCAAGGCCGCCAACAUCUUGAUCAGCAACCAGGGACUCUUGAAAUACGCCGACUUCGGCCUGGCUCGCUUCUUCUCCAAGAGCCGCCAGCUCGAUUACACCAACCGUGUUAUCACGAUCUGGUAUCGGCCACCGGAGCUUCUGCUAGGUGAGACUCGCUACGGCCCAGCGGUCGACGUGUGGAGUGCUGCAUGUGUGUGUAUGGAAAUGUUCACCAAGAAGGCUGUCUUCCCUGGCGAGGGCGGCGAGUUGAGUCAACUGGACAAGCUUUAUAACUGUUUGGGCACACCGACUCGUGCCGACUGGCCGGAUCUCGUGGAGAUGCCGUGGUUCCAGUUGAUGCGGCCAGCAGAGCGCAAGAAGCGUGUCUUUGAGGAUGUCUACAAAGAUGUUCUGUCCCCGGCGGCUAUGGACAUGAUUGCUCAAGUCUUCCAAUACGACCCCGCGAAGCGACCAACCGCUGAGGCGGUCCUCCAGCACCCUUACUUUCUGUCUGAGGAACCUGUCUCUCAACAGGCCAUCGAACUGGAGCAUAUCGAAGGAGACUGGCACGAGUUCGAGUCCAAGGCACUUCGCAAGGAGGCCCGGCGUGCCGAGUGGCAGAGCCAAAAGGACCGUGAGAAGCGUAAGGCAGAGUCAUCCGUGCCGACCAGUGACCGCGAUUCCAAGCGCGCGAGACAGGAAGAUUCGGACCAGGUAUCGGGCCCGUGA